Melampsora larici-populina 98AG31 is the source of this 801-nucleotide messenger RNA. RefSeq lists its product as uncharacterized. The record is from RefSeq and is a predicted model, not a curated record. The coding region runs from base 1 to 801 and encodes 266 amino acids. NCBI's taxonomy places the organism in Eukaryota, Fungi, Basidiomycota, Pucciniomycetes, Pucciniales, Melampsoraceae. The transcript is spliced from 5 exons.
AUGCAACUAAAUCCUGAGACAAGGUUCCCAUUGCGAUUCUCCAGUAUAUUUCGUCUUGGACAUCGAUUGAUUGACGAACAGGGUGGAAGCGGCAGGUUCCGUUACCACAAUAGCCACGUAUUCUUUCGCCGCACGCGCUUCGAUCAUUCCGGUUUGCUGGUGGCGAGUCGAAGACAAGGAAGUUCACUUCGGAAUGAAGAGACUUACAAGCUCGAGGGCCCGGUGAUGCCAGGCCUAGGGGGUAGGACGACGCUGUUUGAGGAGGCGACAGGCAGAAUUCGACUUGAAGAUGUAAACAUCCAACCAGCGUCCUUAGUCAACGGGGUAACAACUAACGGAAUUGGCAAGAUAGGCCAAGUGGCGGACCAAGGGAAGAGGUUUGUGUGGUUAUGCAUUGGAAUUGAAAUCCUGCGCCUGCCCAUGGAUCUUCUCGAUGUCAACAACGUCGUAGGCUUGCGUGGAAACGUCGUCGGGUACGACGUAGCACGGGGGCAAUGGGAGAUAAUGGCUUGUGCUAACCAGAAUCACGGUAGGUGUAAGCGGUGCGAUUGGUCAGGCCGAGACGAGGUGUGCGGAGGAGCCGGAGGCAGCGGGGUUUGGCACCGAGGCGUUGUCGCUCAAGGGCCUGCAGGCGUCGCCAAAGGCACUAGAGUUGCGAAAUCUGGAGCUCGAGAGGAUGCAGUGGCGGGGACAAGCGUAAGGCGCGGUGUUUGUUGCCUGCCGUUGUAUAUUUGUUCAUAUUUUUCUUGGUCCCAGACUGUAUUACUCACGUGUAUAAAAUUGAAUCAUAUGUGUAUGUAA